Molecule: messenger RNA, 1035 nt
Organism: Chara braunii
Lineage: Eukaryota; Viridiplantae; Streptophyta; Charophyceae; Charales; Characeae
Source: the annotation of a GenBank genome assembly
CCGGAGGGCAGUUGCGCAGUGUUGUGCUUGCGUGGUGCACCCGAAGGCGAGUUAGAUGGCAGACGUGCUGCGUAGAUUGCCUCUGCUGGUGCUGAUCAUUGUCGUCUUCCUGUUUGUCGUCUUCCUCCACGUCUGUUUGUCGUGUCGGCCGUGGAACUUGAGGGCACACAACGAUGGUGUCGACGAGAAUGGCGGUAUUGGCGACGAUGGCGACGAUGGAUUCAGGGAGGACGUCGAAGCCGUUGACGACGACGGCGAUGCGCCUAUUCGGCCUUUGGGGAAGGUGGGUGGGAGGGGGAGAGGACGCGACAGAGGUGGUGGUCGAGAUCGAUCCGCAGGGCGUGGCAGCAGAGUAGCCGAUGGCGACGAUGGCGGGAAAUCAGCGGCGUAUUGGUCCACAGACGAUCAACUGCUCCUGGUGCGCUGCAAGCGGGAGCAGGACAUGCACCUUGCCGGCCUUGGGCACAACUACGGUCGGAUGCGAACGAAAGAAUGGAAGUGGGAGGACAUCGCGAAACGGAWGGCGAACGCGGGSUGUYCUAGAGAGGYYGAUGASUGCAUGAAGAAGUGGGACAAUCUAUUCCAGAACUACAAGAAGAUACAGAGGUUCCAGAAUGCCAGCGGCGAGGCAGAUUUCUUUAGGCUGUCAAAUGAAGAGAGGAAGGACCACAAUUUCAAGUUUCGGAUGGAGAGAGCGCUCUACAACGAGAUCCAUGGAGGCAUGCUUGGAAACCACACCAUUUUCCCUCCCAACAUCGCAGACACAGGUAAUUCGGACGGCGUGCAGCUGCCGAGACGAGGAGCGGGCGGCGGGGAGUCUGUCAAUAGUGAGGCGGCCGGUGAUGGGUGGGCGGAAGAACGUUCUUCGCCGAGGGAGUCCGACAACAAUGUAGGCAGCGGGGGCCCGAAGCAUGAAGCGGAAGAACACGCGACAGCAGGCGCUGGAGUCCAUCGUCGACGUCAUGGAUCGGCACGGCGCGCUGAUGUCCUCGACGAUGGAGUCCUUUAGCAAGCGACAAUGCAGCGUUUUGACGA